AUGGCAAAAGGUCAUGAUGCUUCGGGUAGAAGUUGGCUAUCAGAAUCCGGUCAUUUCUUGAUUUGUGCUGGAGGAAUUCUCGCAUGCUAUUUCGUUUUCGGAAUUCAACAGGAGAGAAUUGUCCAAGGAAAAUAUGAGUUACCCGAUGAAUCAAUCGAGAAAUUCACAUUCACUCAAGCUCUCGUCUUCUUUCUUUGCACUGGAAAUACGAUUUAUGCAUAUUUGAUUCGAAAAAAGAGUGAAAUCGACAAUGUUCCGUCAAAAAUGUACGCAGCGUCAGCAGCCAGUUACCUUCUUGCAAUGAUCGCUUCGAACCAAGCACUUCAAUAUCUUCCAUAUCCAACACAAGUGCUCGCAAAGAGUUGUAAACCCAUUCCAGUCAUGAUAUUCGGUGUUCUUUUUGCUCACAAAAGUUAUCAUUGGAGGAAAUAUUGCUACGUUUUGAUGAUUGUCAUUGGAGUCGCCAUGUUUUUGUAUAAGGAUAAAAAGGGAGGAGAGGACAAGGAUUUCGGAUUCGGAGAAGCACUUUUGAUCUUCUCAUUGGCAAUGGACGGAACGACGACAUCAAUCCAGGAUCGAAUCAAGAAAUCAUAUCAGAGAACGGGAACUUCCAUGAUGUUCUACACGAAUUUGUAUUCAAGUCUUUAUUUGUCUGCUGGUCUUUUAGUAACCGGUGAACUGUGGUCAUUCUUCUAUUUCGUGCAACGUCAUUCAUAUGUUUUCUGGGAUUUGAUUGGAUUGGCGAUUGCUUCGUGCCUCGGACAAUGGUGUAUAUUCAAAACGAUCGAAGAAUUCUCUCCGUUGACUUGUUCGAUUGUCACGACUACACGGAAGUUGUUCACCAUUAUAAUUUCGGUUCUGUUCAUGAAUCAUCCUCUCUCGGGUCGCCAAAUUCUCGCCACUACCGUAGUAUUCAGUGCUCUAACUGCUGAUGUUGUCGAUGGAAAACUAUCAAGUGCAUCUUCACCUAUUGGAGCAAAGAAGCCUCUGAUUUCUGAUGAAGAGAAGAAGGCGCACACCAAAUAA
Messenger RNA from Caenorhabditis remanei, 1026 nucleotides. RefSeq lists its product as uncharacterized. The transcript is spliced from 6 exons. Lineage: Eukaryota; Metazoa; Nematoda; Chromadorea; Rhabditida; Rhabditidae. Gene Ontology annotation, molecular function: UDP-galactose transmembrane transporter activity; UDP-glucose transmembrane transporter activity. Gene Ontology annotation, biological process: UDP-galactose transmembrane transport. Bases 1 to 1026 code for a protein of 341 amino acids. Gene Ontology annotation, cellular component: endoplasmic reticulum membrane; Golgi membrane. The record is from RefSeq and is a predicted model, not a curated record.